ACUGUGCUCCUGGGACAAUCCAUCUUUGCUUGUUUGUUUUCAGUAUUACCUCACGCAGCAUAAGCCUCUUACUGGGCAUUACAGUGACUAAUGAGUUAUUUUCAUUUAAUGUAGACAGGCUGAGAUAAUUUUCCAUCUGCCAGAGGGCAAAGUUUCCACUGAUAACAAUAUGAUAUUUGGCAGUUUUGUAUUGAAACAAAUCAUAGCCAAAUAACUGGGGGAGUGCAAAGCAGAGAUCCUAAACAGGGAGUUUACCGCUGAGGCGUCGGAUGGAUGAUGAGGAGGAGGACAUGUCACGGCCCAUCUCACAACUCUGGGGAACGCCCUUCAGGGACAUCAAAUACGAGGAUCGAACCACACAGAUGGCGGCUGGACAGGCCCUCGCUGCCGUCACUGCCGCUGUGCCCACGUCGCAGAGCCACAACAACAACAGCAUCAGCAUCAACACGCUGCCCUGCAGUUUGCACUGGCAGCCACGCAUACCUUUUCACGGUAACGCUGGAUUACGUGCACAUUUCCCUGCUCGAUUUGAGCCUAUGGAGGACCGGGGAGAGAGGCAGAUUGAAGAGGAGGAGGAAGAGCGCAGAGAGGAGGAGGAAGAUAACAGGGUGGCGGAGAGGAAUGAGGAGCAGGCGGGAGUGAGCGUCGAGGCGCAAAUUGGCCGCAAACUUCGAGAGAUUGGAGACAAAUUCCAGCAGGAUCAUGUUGAACUGUUCAUGAGACACCAGAGACAAAACCUGCCUGCCUGGAUGCGCCUUACAUUAGCCCUGUUCGGCUUUCUGUUUCCAAGAGAAGCUCUCAUCCCCCGCCUGAGAGGAGAGCACAGAUGAAGGGACUUCCUGCUGGCCCUCGCCUCGGCCCUUGUUUUUCUCCCCCAGCGGAGUCAAGGGACCAGACUUUUAGAGAUGGCACUGUAAGAUGAAACACGGGUUUGGAUUUUGUUUCAUUUUCAAAUUGAAUAUGAAGAUGAGAUGAAGAAAACACUGGUCACCGCUGGACGGAGACUGAUAAACUUUUUUCUUUUUUUUUUUCUUUUUUUGAUCUUUUGGUUUUUUUUGGGUUUUUCGCCUCCAAGAAGAAGCCAUUGAGUUUGAAGAGAUAUUUUCGAAAUAUUUGUAAGAUUACCUAUUUUGUACAGUAAACUGCUCUUUUUAUUUGGUAUUUCAAGUCUUGAAGGACCUCCAUCAGUCCAGGGAAUGCCUUAUUCUCUCCUGCCACAGUUCAACUCUUGUGCAUCGAGGAAAUUGUAAGAAAAAGAUACAUUAAUGAUUAGGCCAUUUUCCGACGCCAGACUGUGGACAUGGACAUUUCUGUGCUAAAGUUAUUGACUUAAAACCUUGAGGACUUGAGGCAUACUCCUAAUUUAUUGUCAUAAAAUACAACAGGCCCAGUACUUAUCCUUUACUGUCUGACACUGGCUACUUUGAGAAUGAUAUCACAGCGAUGUUACACACUGGUGUUGCGCUGUUGGUCAGUUUAGAUCUGUGUGUUACCAGCUUCCACUGUAGACAUAGGCUGUCAUCCAUGAACACAUCCCACCUCCAGAACCACUCAUCCUGUCAGAGGUGGACUAUCAACCCACUGUGUAGAUUCAGAUACUGUUGACUGAAACCAUAAAUGCAUGUAUGCUUGGAUUUCGGUGUACUGCAGAAACCACCAUAUUUCAGUUCAUGAUCAGGUGUUUGUGGAUUUGUGUGCUUUACUGUUCUCGAAAUCUGCAGUAAUUGUGAAACCAAAUAAGCACAAACAAAGUUGAAAACUAGUCCCACCUGUGGGAUUAUUACGAUCAGGGAACUAGAAACAAUCAGACGGCUGAAAAGUUGGAUCAAUGUCAUCAUUUUCUAAAAGCUUUUCAGGAUUUUUUUAUGUUUUUUUUCCGUCACUGGCUGGGUUGACAAUCGCAACUUUUGCCCUUUGCUGCAUUGUGGGUCGCCUGUGAAAGAGAUUUUUAAUCAACAUUCUCGGGGUGAGCAAUAUUCAAGCCAGUGAGAGGUAAAAUCUUAGGGAUGCAUUUGCAAUCAGACCGACAUCCGUGAAAGGACAAUUCCCGAUCAAUAAAUGGCAGUGUUCUCAAUGAAAUACGCUUCUUUAAAAACAUCUCGUUACAGAAAUGCUUUCAGUUACAGUUUAUAUCCUCAUAUCUCGAGCGCUGGUUCAAAGCCCAAGUGCGUGAAUGAUACAUCUCGAGUUCCAAAUCAACCUCAUGUUUUAAGUGCUUCUUCUCACCAGACUGCCAGUGGUACAUUCAGCUUCACUCACAACUUAGUAAGAAGAGUUUUGUAUAGUUUGGACAAUGUAUUAACACACAGACACAGAAGAGUUUAUAUGUGCGGCAACUGCCUCGGUAGUGCAGCGACACAGCCACUGUUUCUCAAUGUAAGGUUUAACAAGGAAAAGGAAGUUAAAAAACAACCUUAAAGAUUCAUGAGUAUAGUUGUAUUAUUUCAGUCUGUUCUAGAUUCAUGAACUUACGAAGACACUGAUGGGUUUUUUUUCCUUUAUGUUUUCUUCAGGGAGUAGUUAACAACCUGAUGGUUUUCGUAAACGACUGAGGCCUCGGUUCAGGACCUGAUAAUCAAUGCAGUAGACGACGCAGAACAAGCAGACACGUUCCUUUAGGAGACAUUUUCCAAAGUAUUUUCACUCCACAUCAGCAUGUUUAAGUGUGUUACAGUUAGUCAGGAGGGUUGUUUUGACUACUAAGUAGCUGAACCAAAAGUUUGUUUCCUGCAAACACUGAACGCUGAGCCAAUUGCGAUAGAUGUGACACACUCUCUGGUCUCCAGUCCGAAGCUUUGCGCUCUCACUCUUUUCCACUGUGUCAUGUUUAACUACUCCCUGUGCUUUUAUCGAGAACAAGUUUGAUUUUGUUUGGUUUCUUUGAGAUAAUUUAUUCUAAUUUAUUUUGUGUAUAUUUGCUCAGUGCUACUGUAUAGAUGCUAUCUCAGUGUGUACAGUCAUUUUCUUCUCAUUGUUGAUGUGCAUUCAGUAGUGUGAUUGAUGCCUGUGUGUGGGGAGGUUGGACUAAAGCCAUGUGCCUCGUGCGGCCUCACGCUAAAUGAGUGUGAGUCUUUACAAAUCACGUGAACAACAGACAAUCAAAUGUAUAAAACGUGCCUUGUGAAUAACAGACCUGCCACAUCAUCAUCAUCAACACUUGGCAUAAUAGUAUCCGAAAGUCACUGGUCACGGCUCUUGUUUCACUUGGGCUCUGUGAGAUCAAACUCUGAUACCUUUCGGCACAAACAGAACAUCAAUGUUCGUUGUGCCCGGAAAUGAACGAACAGAAAAUAACCGCCCGUUUGAUUCUCACAUCAGUUCACGAGGCACAGGCUCAACCUUUGACAUCUCUCAGCACAAAUGGCGAGUUUCACCAUGUAAAACCUUCUUAAUAUCAGAAGACUGUUUGCAAUCAAUGUGCACUGUAAAAAAAAAAAACAACAAUUUUUUACCUGUAUACUGUAUUUUGCGCCUCUCUCUUUCUACUCCUGUGCUGAACUUCCCCUCUAGAUUCUUGAAUCUUUCUAAGAUCUGUGAUAUAUGCUGGAUCGGCCUGGCUUGUCUGGGUUUCUGUGCUUUAUUAUCUGCAAUCUAGCAGGGCUGUGGGUUUACAUUUAAAGGAGGAAUGAGCCACCGUGGUGCCCAGUAUUAUUUGUAGGUGAGAUGGGUUGAACAGUCACGCAGUAGGAGUUGAUCCGACUUUACCAACCGCUGCUCCAACCCUGACUCAAGUGAAACAUUUGUUAUAUGUUCAACCUUCAGUGUCUUUAAUAUCAAAUUUCUUCGAUCGGUUUUUUGAAUAUCCAAGAAGGAGUGCAUCUUUACUGUCAAGUGCUGUGAUUUGGUGUUUUUUAUACAUUAGACAUGAAUUUGACACAGCUAUUGUUGCUAACUUUAUAAAAAAACAAUUUUUUGCAAAAAUUUUUCCAUACCUUUUUGUAAGAAGACGAUGAAAGACGUACAACAACACAACUCUUUUUUUUUGCUUUUCUAUGAUUGCUUUUUUUCAAUGUUGUGGCAUCUUUUAAUAUUAGAUAUUGCCAAGUCUGCUGUGUCACUCUCAGUUCAAGGGCUUUUUUCAAUAUAUGUAUAUGGAGUAAAAGUGCAUGUCCAACAUUCCUUAAAAAAAAUCUGUAUCUUAAAGGUUUGAAUGUAAUUUAAUGGAGUGAAAAACCACAAUAUCUCUUUUAAUACUGAACAGUGGAACUUAUUUCAGACUGCCGUGCUGCGUGCGCUGGGAGUUUGUAUUGUCUUCACAUUGCUUUCUUUACAUUCAGAGUGGUCUCAAGGAUUUCACAUUCAUGUGUCCUAUGAAGUGAGACCCAGUCCAGAUGUAGCAGUUUUGUUAAAGCAUUGGCUGUGUUAUCUUUGGGACUGCUCUGUGUCUUCUGCACAGACGGCGCAGGACAUGGAGGGACGGACGAAACAGGAGGAUGGGGGGUGUUUGUUCUUUUUUCUAGUGCAAUAUGCUGUACAUAAGAGCUUGACUCUCAAAAUCUUACAUUUUCUCUUAAUUUCUUUUGUUGUUAAAUGGGUACAUUUGCUGUUUUUUUCAUUAAAACUUUAUUGACAAUUGAAAA
This is a messenger RNA of Sphaeramia orbicularis (orbiculate cardinalfish), 4580 nucleotides long. It is a transcript of the gene bmf2, whose product is annotated as BCL2 modifying factor 2. Gene Ontology annotation, cellular component: myosin complex. The coding region runs from base 270 to 830 and encodes 186 amino acids. Gene Ontology annotation, biological process: positive regulation of apoptotic process; negative regulation of autophagy; apoptotic process. NCBI's taxonomy places the organism in Eukaryota, Metazoa, Chordata, Actinopteri, Kurtiformes, Apogonidae. The record is from RefSeq and is a predicted model, not a curated record. The transcript is spliced from 4 exons.